Messenger RNA from Anguilla anguilla (European eel), 1396 nucleotides. Its product is annotated as glutamine-rich protein 2. NCBI's taxonomy places the organism in Eukaryota, Metazoa, Chordata, Actinopteri, Anguilliformes, Anguillidae. The record is from RefSeq and is a predicted model, not a curated record. The coding region runs from base 147 to 1373 and encodes 408 amino acids. The transcript has 12 exons.
CAGUGGUUUAUGGCCUGUGUGUACUGGAUCAGCUGGGCAUCGGCUCAUUGAAGAGGAGCUCUCUGAGAGGCGCACCAGACCAAUCUGAAACUGGGCUGGUGGAAAGUACCUGCAGUCCUGACUCAGCUGGUGUGUCUGCCCGUGCAAUGGCACAGAGGCUGGCCAGGCUUGAGCAACGCAUGGAUGCCCUGGACCAGCUGCCCACUACCGACGCUCUCCUGAAACAGACCACCUCUGGCAGUGCCCAGCUUGUCAGAGACAUGUGGCAGCUGAUGCAGCUUCGCAAAAAGACAGAAGCCAACCAUGAUGGCAUCGCCAAGGCCAUGUCUGUACUGGGGGACUUGCUGGAUGAAGUAAGGAUCCUUAAGGAUACAACAAAUAGUACUUUCAUGCAGAUGGAUGAACUGCAAGUGACACAGCAGGCAGUCACUUUACAAGCAGUGAAGGAGGCUAUGACAACUAUGGAGGACUUAAAAGAGAGGAUGAGACAAAUGAAGGAGGCUGUGACCAGGCCACAGAACCAACCCAGCGUGGAGUCCGAACAGCAGGAGGGACAGCAGGCCCUGCGCUGGGUCGGAGCUCUGUCCACCCAGCAGGCAGCGCUCAAAGAGGAGCUGGAGUCGCUGCAGGACCAGCUGCAGCAGCUCACGCUGGCACUGGCAAACAAGGACAUCCCCAAUAACAUUCAGGCACAUUUAAAAUCCCUGGAUGAUGAGUUACAUUCUUUGAAAAGGAAAGAAACACAGGAGCAAAGGGGUCUGCAGACGUUCUAUGAUAAACUGGCAGAGUUCAGGGCAGAAUCUGACAGACAGAAUGCUGCCACUGAGCGACUGCUGGACAGCUGCAGAGAGUUGGAGAGCAGAGUGUCUCACCUUGAGCAGCACAGAGUCCAAAUGCAGAAAAGAAAAGGUUCUGGUGAGAGUGGUGAGGGGCAGCUGGAAAGAGGCGUGGGGGAUGAGGAUGCGUCUCUCAGUCAAGCUCAGCAGAAGGCCAUCUCUCAAUACCUGAGCUCCCUACUGCAGGACCUGCUGCCUACCCUGCCCACACAGGACUGGGACUGGCCAGAGGUGCUGGACAAGCUGUCCAAGGACAUGGAACACAAGCUAGAUCGCGUGGAGCUCAUCCCUCUGAAGCAGGAGCUGGAAGACGGCUGGAGGAAGAUCAAAGCCAGGCUAAAGGAGGAGCCAGACCUCGGGGCUAACACACCUGCAGGCUUCCGAAAAAAGCUGCUGGAGAGGGUUUCCUGCAUCUCCUGUGAUAAGCCCGCAAACAUAUUGACAGGAAUGCACCUGGUGACGGUCAGGUCCACCUCACCUCGUCCUGGCAGGUCUGGGUCUACGGGGCCUCACCAGCGGAGACAGGCCUGGAGGUGAGGACACAGCACAGACCAAGCACC